Messenger RNA from Rhodotorula toruloides NP11, 1221 nucleotides. RefSeq lists its product as uncharacterized. The record is from RefSeq and is a predicted model, not a curated record. The transcript is spliced from 2 exons. NCBI's taxonomy places the organism in Eukaryota, Fungi, Basidiomycota, Microbotryomycetes, Sporidiobolales, Sporidiobolaceae. Bases 1 to 1221 code for a protein of 406 amino acids.
AUGCCAGCCACUCUCCCGCUCGAACUUGUCCUCGACAUCCUCCGUUCCUACAUCCAGCGUGACUUCUUCGACGAAGACUGGUCGCCCUACCACGCCCGCCUCGCACCGCUCUGCCUCGUCUGCAAGGCCUUCAAAGACGUCGUUCAGCCCGUUCUGUGGUCCUAUCUUUCUCCGACCGCUUUCGAAGAUCCCGAGUCGUUCUUCGGAGCGAAGAGCGCCGUCCGUCACCUCUUCAAGCACGUCAAGGGAUUCGCAGCAGACCGUCUCUACGACUACAUUGUCGGGCGCCGGCAGACAGGAUUCAAGCAGGCAGGCUUCCUCAUCGUGCAACACGCCCUUCGCCAGGUCGAGACCGUCCGCCUGUGCAAGUGCGACGCCUCCUUGAGCAGCAUUGCGGGUUUCGCGGCACUGCGCUCUCUCACGCUCGAAGGCCACGAGAUUUUCAACGUUCAGGAGGAGGUCGUCUUCCCGCACUUGCAUUCCCUUUCGCUCUUCGACAUUCGCGCCUUGGAGGACGGCUACAUCUCGGAUCUACUCAGCCCUUCAGUCACACCCUCGCUGCGUCAUCUCUUCGUCGGCGAUAUCUGGAUGGAAGGCGCUCGAAGCAGCGAGGCGUACCUCCCGUCUGGCGAUGUCGACCUCAGCCGCGUAACGGUCGUCGAGCUUCGACCGGCCGAAGCCUAUGCCUUGCCGUACGACUUCUGGGAGCCAGCCGGCUCCUUCUCGCCCGACGCUGCGGUUCUCAUCUCGUGGGACGCCUCGGAUGACCAGUUCUUCUUCGACGAGCCUCCCCAUCCGUUUCCGACCUACUUCCAACUCGUCGUACCGCCCAAAGCCAUCGAAGGCCAAGCGCGCGAUACUUUCGUCAAGCUUUGUCGCUGCCUCGGAAAGUUUUUCGAGCCUGAGGCAGACUGCGAGGGCUUCAAGGUCGCCUUCCUUCCUUCGACCCUGCGCCACCCUGCCAACGUCCAUAAGCGCCUCCGACAGAGCGUCAAGGGUCUCUUCUCGGCCUGCUUGAAGGGCGGCGUCAAGGUCGUCUUCUUCCGCGACACCGACGAGACAAGGGGCACCAUCUCCUCGGCUUUCCUCAAGUACCUCGAACACCCUUCUCAGCCCGAUCAGAACCCGCUCGUUGUCGAGCUUCAGCAGCAGCGCGGAGCUAGCAGGAACAUGCUCUGGACUGCGUUGCCGAGCCAACACUGGGCGAAGAAGCGCAAGUAG